Sipha flava (yellow sugarcane aphid) is the source of this 772-nucleotide messenger RNA. RefSeq lists its product as uncharacterized. NCBI's taxonomy places the organism in Eukaryota, Metazoa, Arthropoda, Insecta, Hemiptera, Aphididae. The transcript is spliced from 3 exons. The coding region runs from base 147 to 656 and encodes 169 amino acids. The record is from RefSeq and is a predicted model, not a curated record.
UCGCCGCGUCCAGGUGGUUCACAUUCGAAACAAGACCGACCCGUCGCACACGCCGUCAGCACUGCCGAGCACGCCGACACCCUGAGCCACACAACUCACCGAGGCGACAGACACAUUCGUCAUUUUAAUAAACUAUUAAAAAUAAGAUGGAUUGCAAACUGACCGUUUUGGCCGUGUUGUUGGGAGUCGUUGCCAUCGCACUCUCCGCAGACGAAAAGUCAUCGACACCAGCACCGGAAGCGGAAGGAACAAUUAGAAUUUACCGCAGACUCAUACCAGCAGAUGUCUUAAGAGAUUUCCCCGGGCUGUGUUUCGCGUCGACCAAAUGCGCUACCGUCGAACCCGGACACACAUGGGAGCUAUCUCCGUUCUGCGGACGUUCCACUUGCGUGCAAGGCGAGGGCACUGACCGUCUUCUGGAACUGGUCGAGGACUGCGGCCCGUACCCCAAGUCCAACCCCAAGUGCAAGCUGUCCGAGAAGACCAACAAGACGGCCGCGUUCCCGGAAUGCUGCCCCGUGUUCGAAUGCGAGCCCGGCGUAAAGCUCGAGUACCCCGAGAUCACAGUCAUCGAGAACUCCGAAGCGGCGGGAGCCGAAGGAGCCGCGGCGGCCGGCACCACCUCCUCACCGGCAACGGAAAAACCCAAAGCUUAACGACGGGACCAUGACACUGCAAUCACGUCGCCCCAAUCCCUCUCCCCGCACUUCUCAUUAUUAUUAAAUAUAUAUACCUAUAUAUGAUUACAUAUAUACAUAAUUUUUUUUUUUUA